Molecule: messenger RNA, 3949 nt
Organism: Danio rerio (zebrafish)
Lineage: Eukaryota; Metazoa; Chordata; Actinopteri; Cypriniformes; Danionidae
Source: RefSeq, a predicted model, not a curated record
CUGAAGGCACGCGCAGCGCAAGAGUGGCGCUCACGAGCUCGUCAGCCGCGUCCGGUCCGUCCGUGUCACUCUGGAGAGCUAGUGCGAUCCUCGGCAGUGUUCUGAGACUGCACUGACUGCUCCGGUCACUGCUGGAAAUGCCAUGAGAAUGGACAUAACCGUGAAGAAAUAACUAAAUAAAGGCAUCUGUGAUACAAAAAGAGUUUAAACGAUUUAGUUAUCUUUCGGGAAAGUUUAGUGAAGUCAUUUAUACGCAGGACAAGGUUCUUCAGCAUCAUGACAGCCGAGAGAGAGAAAAAGAGGCACCCUUCAGAAAGGCGUAAGGAGAAGUCUCGUGAUGCGGCGCGCUGCAGGCGCAGUAAAGAGACAGAGGUGUUUUAUGAGCUGGCCCAUCAGCUACCAUUACCCCACAGCAUCAGCUCACACCUGGACAAAGCCUCUAUCAUGAGACUGGCUAUCAGCUUCCUGCGCACACGCAAGCUCUUCAGCUCAGGCCAUACAGUCCAGCAAAUGCGGUCGCAAAAUUUAGGCCAGAUGGACAAUCUGUAUCUGAAGUCUCUGGAAGGCUUUGUGAUUGUGGUCACUUCAGAUGGGGACAUGAUAUUCCUUUCAGAAAAUGUCAGUAAAUUUAUGGGCCUAACGCAGGUGGAACUGACAGGCCACAGCAUCUUCGACUUCACACAUCCUUGCGAUCAUGAAGAAAUCCGAGAAAAUCUCAGCAUCAAAUCAGGGCCUGUGUAUGGCAGAAAAGGGAAAGAAAUGAGUACGAGCAGAGAUUUUUUCAUGAGAAUGAAAUGUACGGUCACUAACAGAGGCCGCACUGUCAACCUCAAAUCAGCCAGCUGGAAGGUUUUGCAUUGCACUGGGCAUUUGCAAGUGUGCAGCAGUCGUCCUCCUCAGAUCCUGUGUGGGUUUUCAGAGCCGCCACUCACAUGCAUCACUAUGCUUUGUGCACCGAUUCCACAUCCAUCUAAUGUCGACACACCUCUUGACAGCAAGACGUUCAUGAGCAGACAUAGUAUGGAUAUGAAGUUCAUUUACUGUGAUGAGAGAGUCAGCAGUCUGAUCGGUUACAGACCCGAGGAACUUCUUGGCCGUUCGGUUUAUGAGUUCUGCCACGCUUUGGAUUCGGAGAACAUGACAAAGAGCCAUCAAAAUCUUUGCAAUAAGGGCCAGGUGGUAAGUGGCCAGUACAGAAUGCUUGCCAAAAAUGGAGGCUACGUUUGGGUGGAGACUCAAGCAACUGUCAUCUACAACAACCGCAACUCCCAACCGCAGUGCAUCAUCUGCAUCAACUACAUCCUGAGCUCUGUGGAGGAGCAGUCCGUCAUCUUCUCCCUAGACCAGACGGAGGCCUUGUUCAAACCCUACCACACCUACGACAUGGGCGAAAUAUUCAGCCAAAACACAUCCAUUUCCGAACCUCAGAACAAUCUCUUCACUACACUUAAGGAGGAGCCUGAGGAGUUAGCGCAGUUAGCGCCUAUGCCAGGAGACGCCAUCAUUGCCUUGGACUUUGAAAGGGCAGAGUUUGAAGAGGCGACAUUCUUCUCCAAGUCCUCCAAGCUCCCUGCGGUGGGCCCGUCCUGGGUUGUGGACACACCUCCUGAUGGCAGUCCUGAGAGAAACCUGUCCAGCCUGCCGUCCUCCUUCACUGUACCCCAGGUGCCUCCAGCAGGCAAAUGCACACCCUGUACGACACCCUGCUUGAGCAGUUGCAGCAGCUGUUCUACACCUAACAGUCCAGUGGAUUGCUGUGGCAGUGGAGAGUGGGAUCUGAAGGUGGAGCUGACAGAGAAGCUCUUUGCCCCUGAAUCUGGAGCAACCAAUCCAACAGACUCCCAGUUGAACCUGAGUGAUCUGGACCUGGAGACUCUCGCUCCAUACAUCCCAAUGGACGGCGAGGACUUCCAGCUGCACCCUAUAUGUCUGGAGGAGCCGGUGCCUGAUGCAGGUCCAGGCCUGAGCGCAGCCGUCCAGCACAGCUUCAGCAGCGUGGCCGACCUCUUCCAGCCCCUAGGUCAAUAUCCACCUUACAUCAAAAACAGACCUAGCACAUGUCCAGACUCAACUCACAUACAACCCUACCAAACCACGCCAAACAUUCCGCUCUCUUCAGAAAAGCAAAGACAGAGUCUUCAUUGGCCCCCUGAUCAACUUUCACAGUAUGAAAACACAAAUGUUGGCUGCAUGGAUGACAGAAACACAGGAGGUCCAGGACAAACGUGCAAUUUCAAUGUUCCACCACCACACCAAAGAUUUUUCGAGAACUUCACCCCAGUACAGAAAGGCAUGAGUUUAGGACAGAGAGCUCUCCUGAACAACUUUAAACGGAAGAGGCAAUCAGAGUUCCCUUUAUCCUGCUCUUUCUCCGAUAUUCCAAAGCAGGUGGUCGCUCCCCACAAGUCUACAGAUGGAAUGCGAAAAAGGAUGAAGCCGAUGAAUGAUGACAGCUGUGCUUUCUCUGUCAGAAAGUCUCUCAGCACGAGUGUCCUCACAGAUAAAUUUCCAUGUAUGCAAAGUGGAUUGGUUGAUCCUCAAGCCUGCAGUCGGUCUGUCAAAGGGUGUCCAGAGGAUCUAAAACAGCACUGCACAGACUCAUUCUGCUCUAACAGUAGCAGACAGUACAACAUGAUGCCAUCACGCAAACACACAGGCAUGAUAAGUCAACUGCUGGCUCCGUCCUUUGACUCAUACUGUCUGCCAGAGCUGACGCGAUAUGACUGUGAGGUAAACAUGCCUCUACAAGGAAACCUGCAUCUGCUUCAAGGCAGUGACCUGCUGAGAGCCCUAGACCAGUCCACAUAAGCUGUCCAUUCACCCUCUUCAUCCAGUCUUUAUGCCUGUAUUAUCAGCCUCAUUUAGACUCAUUUGUACAUUUUCCUUUAAGACGUGUAAUAUUUUAAUAUAUAAAUCUGAUUGUUACUUGUUUCAAAUGUGUUCAGAUGUACCUCAUUAUCUCAGACACUAAUAUUGUAUUGUGCCUUCAGAAGCGAAGUGCUUUUAACAUUUAUGGUCAGAUUUGCUCUUAUAUGAAUAUCCACUAACUAGAACAUGUAAAAUAUAUACAGUUGAAGUCAGAAUUAUUAGCCCCCUUAUAUUUUUCCCCAAUUUCUGUUUAAGAGAAAUAAGAUUUUUUAAACAUAUUUCUAAACAUAAAAGUUUUAAUAACUCAUUUCUAAUAACGGAUUUAUUUUAUCUUUGGCACAAUGAAAGUACAUAAUAUUUUACUAGAUAUUUUUCAAGAUACUAGAAUUCAGCUUAAAGUGACAUUUAAAAGCGUACUUGGUUAUUAGGUUAACUAAGCAAGUUAUGGCAAUUGGGAAAGUCAUUGUAUAACGAUGGUUUGUUCAGUGGUUCCCAAAUUGGGGGUCACAGGACAAUGUAAUGGGGUUGCUUGGUGAUUUCUAAAAGUCAAAUAAUUAAACUGUUAUUAAACUGUUAGAAUAAGCCUACCAUAUUUUAUCCAUAACUCUGACAGAAGUUAAGAAGAUAAAAAUAGUAGUCAAUAGUUACAAAACAUGCCCAUAGCCAGGGGGGUUCUGGUGGUUCAAACGACCCACCCCACAUGGCCAAAACGUCCAGAACUUGUCCUUUUAAUUAUUUUAUGUAAUUUAAAAAUAUGUAUAUUUUAUAAUAACGUGUCAUUUUAAACAACCAUGGCCAGUAAUUCGAAUGCCAAGGAGCCUCAAAGCCACAUUAAUGUGAUGCGAGUCGCCAUUUUAGUGCCACAAAAGCAGGCAGCAGUGUUAUUGUCUGCACUGGUACUGCAAAAAGCAUGCAGAUGAUUCCAGAAGACAAGCUAAUCUAGCACAAAAUAUUUCAUAAAAUGUCACCAAAAUGCUGUAAACUUCUUAAUCAAAUACAAAAUGUGGGGGAAAAAACAAAAAAAGGUCAGCUUAAGAGAAAAAGAACCCCUGAGGUUAAUUAAUAAAUGACUAUAAAAUUA